GGCUAUGACAUGAAACAAAGCAGCCCACUAUCUAAUUGCCACACCCUCCAUCAUUAUCUGGAAAAUGUGGCUUAAACUAACCCACAUAGUAAGGGGUACCUUUGGCCUAAUAUAAAAACCUUUUCAUGUGCUGAGCCAUUGUUUACAUGAACCAGCUGUGGGGAAUGAUUUCUGUUUCACAUUCUUGCACAAGUUAAACCUGUAAGUACAUAGAUAAAACCUCUAUAAGAUGAGUUUCAAGUGCAUAUAUUUGGUCAACAUAUCAGAUUUUGUUCGUGAAAAGGCUUGAAUUGGCAUUAGUCUGCACUUCCGACUGUACAAAAUGAGAUGAAAUUACACAUGGUUUGUGGCAGUCUUAUUUUCCUAUUCCGUAGGAUAAACAGAAAAUGGUUAGUGUUUCUGUUUCUCUUCCAACUAUCUCAACUGUCAAUCCCAGUCAUAAACUUUCUAAGCAAAGAUCCAGACAAAAUCCUCUGAAUUCAACCUUGAAGUUUUUGUCCAAAUCAGGGAAACUAGAUGAAGCCUUUCACCUUUUAUUGGAAUCCCAGAAAUCUAAAACCUCACUUGGGUCACCCAAUCUUGAGUCCUACACCACCCUAUUACAUGCCUGCAUUUCAAGAAAAUCUUUAGACCAUGGCCAAAGACUUUACCUUUAUCUAUUGAAAGAUAACAAGAGUUUUCUCAACAAUCCCAUAUUGAAAUCCAAGUUCAUAACUCUUUUCUCAGUUUGUGGUCUCGUGGAUGAAGCUCGUCGUGUUUUUGAUCAUGACAUUAAGGAGAUGGAGCAUUUGCCUGAGUCAGUUUGGGUGGCAAUGGCUAUAGGAUAUUCGAAAAAUGGAAAGGUUAAAGAAGCUUUGCUUGUUUAUUGCAACAUGUUGUCUUGGGGCGUUGAACCGGGGAACUUUUCAUUUUCGGUUGCUUUAAAGGCUUGUUCAGAGUUGUUGGACUUGAGAAUUGGCAAAGGUGUACAUGCUCAGAUCAUAAAGGCUAAUGAAGAACCUGAUCAAGUAGUGCAUAAUGCUCUAUUGAGGUUCUACAACGAGUGUGGGAGUUUUGAAGACGUAGUGCAUGUGUUUGAAGAAAUGCCGGAGCAAAAUGUUGUUACUUGGAAUUCAUUGGUUGCUGGACUUGUCAAGAAAGAUCAGGUGUUUGAGGCAUUUGAAACAUUUCGGAGAAUGCAAAACGCGGGAGUGAGGUUUAGUUGGGUUAGUUUGACUACAAUUUUAGUGGUUUGUGGUCGAUUGACGGCACUUUAUAUCGGUAGAGAGAUGCAUGCUCAAAUCAUUAAAUCUGAAAAAUCACCAGAUCUCCUCGUGCUAAACUCACUUCUGGAUAUGUAUGCGAAAUGUGGAGAAUUAGAGUACUGUAGGAGAGUGUUUGAUGGAAUGAUAUACAAGGAUUUGAUUUCAUGGAACACUUUAAUAAAUGGUUAUGCAAUCAAUGGAUAUAUGGAAGAGGCAAUGGAAGCAUUUGAAGGGAUGGUUGCAGCUGGAUUUAGGCCAGAUGAGGUUACCUUUAUUUCACUACUUUCAGGUUGUAGUCAUGCUGGGAUGACAGCCGAGGGCCGACUCUUGUUCGACAGGAUGCAGGUAGAGUUCAGAAUAGUACCUAAUUUAGAGCAUUACGCCUGUCUAGUCGAUAUAUUAGGUAGAGCAGGAAAAUUUGACGAGGCGAUGCAGGUGACGAGAAGAUUGCCUAUGAAUCCGAGUGGCAGUAUUUGGGGAUCAUUGCUUAAUUCUUCUCGACUGUAUGGUAACGUGUCACUUGCAGAACUCGUAGCAAGACAGUUGUUCAAGAUCGAACCGAACAACCCCGGGAACUACGUACUACUGUCAAACAUCUAUGCAAAUGCAGGAAUGUGGGAUAAAGUUGAUUUGGUGAGAGAGUUCAUGGAGCAGAGGGGAAUCAAGAAGGAAGCUGGAUGCAGUUGGAUACAGAUUAAGGAUAGAAUACACAGUUUUGUGGCAGGUGGGGGUUUCGAGUUUCGUAAUUCAGACGAGUAUACGAAAGUAUGGAAUGAAUUGACAGAAGCUAUGGAGAAAAGGGGAUAUAAACCUGACACAGGAGUAGUUCUUCAUGACAUAGACGAAGAAAUGAAGGCAAAGUGGGUGUGUGGGCAUAGUGAGAGACUUGCAACAGUAUUUGCACUUAUUCAUCGGGGCUCGGGAUUGCCAAUUCGAAUCACAAAAAAUCUUCGUGUUUGUGCAGAUUGUCAUACUUGGAUGAAGUUUGUAUCUGAAGUAACCAGGAGCAAAAUUAUCUUAAGAGACACGAACCGUUUCCACCAUUUUUAUGAAGGAACGUGUUCUUGCAACGAUUAUUGGUGAUGACAACAUUCUUUCUUAUCGGCUCUUACCAUAAGAUCUCAAUCUAGAACUAAUGAAUAAAUCAAAGGGAUCGUUGCCAUCCUAAAAGAAUUGUUGUUUUUUGUUCAUCUAAUGCAUGUAGCUCUGCUUGUUGAUCAAUUGAGUUCGAUGUCUUUGUAUGAAUUAAUAAUUUCUGAUCAUUCUGAUCUAUUUUUGAUCGAACGUGGGAUUCAAUCAAUUAUUGUUAGUAAAGAGCGACAUGCAUUGGUUUAAGAUCAGAUGCCUUGAGAAGAUCAUCCAUAUUAGACCAAACCAUUUUC
Molecule: messenger RNA, 2626 nt
Organism: Olea europaea var. sylvestris
Lineage: Eukaryota; Viridiplantae; Streptophyta; Magnoliopsida; Lamiales; Oleaceae
Product: pentatricopeptide repeat-containing protein At3g14330
Exons: 1
Coding region: 387-2327 (646 amino acids)
Biological process (GO): RNA modification
Molecular function (GO): protein binding; RNA binding; zinc ion binding
Source: RefSeq, a predicted model, not a curated record